Messenger RNA from Cyprinus carpio (common carp), 429 nucleotides. RefSeq names its product receptor tyrosine-protein kinase erbB-3-like. Gene Ontology annotation, molecular function: protein kinase activity; neuregulin binding; neuregulin receptor activity. The record is from RefSeq and is a predicted model, not a curated record. The transcript has 3 exons. Gene Ontology annotation, cellular component: signaling receptor complex; basal plasma membrane. Lineage: Eukaryota; Metazoa; Chordata; Actinopteri; Cypriniformes; Cyprinidae. Gene Ontology annotation, biological process: protein phosphorylation; multicellular organism development; cell surface receptor protein tyrosine kinase signaling pathway. The coding region runs from base 34 to 429 and encodes 131 amino acids.
GUCACUCUCUCUCUAGGUGUGACAGUCUGGGAAAUGAUGUCAUAUGGGGCGGAGCCUUACUCUGCUAUGCGACCACAAGAAGUACCUGAUCUGUUGGAGAAAGGGGAACGCCUCUCUCAACCUCAGAUCUGCACCAUCGAUGUCUACAUGGUCAUGGUCAAAUGUUGGAUGAUUGAUGAAAAUGUUCGGCCAACUUUUAAAGAGCUAGCCAAUGAGUUCACUCGAAUGGCCAGAGACCCCUCCCGAUAUCUCGUCAUCAGAGGGGAGGACAGAGCUCCUGACCCGGCCUCAGAAGAGUCCCAUCAGAGGGGAACUGAGAUGGACAUUCUGGGGGUGGCGCUGGAGGACCAGGAAGAUGAAGUCUUGCAAGCUACCAUAGACAUGCCACGCUACAUACAUAACCCUCUAAAAGUGGUGUUUUACACAUAA